UCAAACCAAUACCAACACAUGGUGUGAAAAACGACUUGAGAAUUUUUUUCGAAUGCGUUGUUGGUAUCGCAAUCGAUUCAACAAUGGCUCAAGAUUUGAUAACAUCGACAUCAGAAAUGCCAAAGAGUUUUCAUAUCGAUUUAAGAAUUUAACAAAUGGUUAUAAUGUGGAUCCACAACGCGUUGAAAAAUUCAAUAUUUUAAUGAGAGAUUUGACUGAAAUUGGAUGGUCGGGAACAGUGAGUAUGAAAUUUUUCGCAAAAUAUCGUUGGUUUGAAUCACUGUGGUUGUUCGGUCAAAUGCAACGGCAAAUAGAAGUGUAUCACAGUCAUGCCGAACAAUGGAAUACCAUUCAUGAAAUGUUUCGUAACAAUCCGAACUUUCAAGAGCCAACAAUCAAUCGACCACCAAAAAUAAGCAGUUUUGCUCUUAUACUAUUAUGCGACUACCAUUUGAAAAACGUGCGAUUGGACAUUAAGGACUUGUAUUAUAAAAUUGUAAACGAGCUUGAUUUGGUGCCUUCUUUUCUCAAUACGCAGACCAACCGGAUGAAUAAGAGAAAUUUAAAGUACUACACCCAAACUGAUCGAUCAGGUCUAUGGAAUAUGUUGUUCGAUGUCGGUAAAAUAAAUAAAUUGGGCAAAUCGAAACCAUUCCAUCAUCAGAUUUUGACCGAUAGUGUUUCAAUAUCCAUAAUGUACAAGAAACCACAGCCACAACAACGACCACAGCGACAACAACGACCACAGCAAACAACCCAAGCGAAUCGGGGGCCGGAAAAACUCAUUGGCAAGAAAUACAUCAUUGGAAUCGAUCCGAAUGAAAAAUCGUGGUUAACUGUAGUGCGUCGCAACAUUCAAAAAACACCUGAUGAGCCGGCUGUUGAGGAAAACAUUAUAAUACCAAACCAGCGUUUUCAUUGGGAAACUCAGCAGAAAAAACGAGACAAAGAAGCGAAAAAGUUGGCUGGAUGGUUUGAUAUCGAAGAGAAGGAACAUCUCAAAACCUACCCAUAUCGUCCACCAUCACCACGUAAUUCAACAUGGAAAUCAUACAUUGAAUAUCGCAUUAAAAUGUUACGAAAAGGAAUGGCAGCUUAUGCGACGCGUGAAUAUGCACGACUGGAUUUAGACCAUCACAUUCGCUCGACCAGAGUAAAUGAUCAAAUCGCCGUGCGUGUGACAAACAACAAACCGUCGUUGGUUCAAUUUGGUGCUUGGGCGAUGAAACCCGAUCGACCGUUUGGAAUAAAAAAGCGUAAAAGAUGUCCGGGAUCGCGUAAGUUUCGUGUGAGCAUUAAGAAACUUGGACAUUCAGAAGUUGAAAUGCAAGAUGAAUGGGGAACAUCACAAACAUGCGCGAAUUGUCAGGAACGUUUUCCAAGGCACACAAAAGAUGAUCGAUUUAAAGUGUGCUACGAUUGUAGAGCGAAAAAGAUUGAUGGCCUGCCAGAUUCAGUCGCUGGACUGCCAGAUAUCAUUGUGUCAACGGUCAACAGACGUGUUUUGAGAAGAAAACGUGCAAUUAUUAAGCGACAAAUUAUCGAUGGCAAUCGUGAGGCUGUGAACGAAAAAAUUCGGACUGGGCGUUUAAUGUCAAAGGUUAAAGUUACCUACAAAAAUUGGCCAUUAAAUGUUGAUGAUGAUGAUGUUGUUCCACAAACAGUUACUUGGCACCGAGAUAUUGUUGCAGCAAAAUGCAUUAUGCUCAAAGGUAUGAAUCAAUUGGAAACAGAAUAUUCAUUAUUUAAUGUAUUUGCUUUAAAUUACAUAGGACUUUGCCGGAUCUUUGAUGUACCAUUGCCAGUUUCAUUGUUAAGACCGCCGGACUACAACAACAAUGUCAACUAACAAACAUCAUCAAUUAAUCAUACAUUCAAAAAAUUACAUAAAAUAAAAUAUUUUAACUAUUAUAGUUAGCUUAGCUAGACAUGAACAGACUAUAUAAAGUCUUGUGGUCUAGUUGUACAAUAGUACAACAUUGUACGGAGGGGGAGUGCCCGUAGGUGAGUAAAGUUUUUAAUUUAAAAAAAGUAUUUUAUACCCAGUUCAACUAAUACUAAUGGUUGUCUUUCCCUUUUUCCAUGUUUUCACACCUGAAUGUUCCACCAUGCCAAACCUAUGGAAAUGACUGAAACUACACACGAAUCUAACCCCGAAAACGACCGUCAAUAUGUGCUUCAUAAUGGAUGCAUUUGCCCUAUCAAUUGUUUGCUGGGUUGCUAGGUAACAUUAUCAAUCAAUACAAAUCAAUACACUAUUUAACUGUGAUUAAAAUCAAUACACAAGUACAAAAAGUACUUCUUUGUACAAAAUAACAUCACCAAUUACAACAGAUGACAUAUUCAAUAUGUGAAUCGGGCGCCUACUUUCAUCGGAUCUAUGUUUUUAUUUGAAUUUAAAUACCAUUACUUAAUAUUGUCAUCAAUGUAACCAUAAUUAUUUUUCUCUUAUCAAAUUUGUUUCAUAUUUCAAACAUCAACUAAAUUUUCUAAUUGUAGUAAACAUAUGACAUAAUUUUUGUACAGAUUUCAGUUUUAUAGCUCGCCGUUUUUUAUACGUAUCAGAAUAAGAAGUUUUCUUCACUUAUUUUUUCAUUUGAUUAACUGAUACAGUAUGUUCAACAUAAUAAUAACAUAAUAACAUAAUAAUAACUGCACCGAACAGCGUUUCUUCACCUUGGUGGUUUAUUCAAAGAAAUAUAAAUAUUAAAUAAUUGGCGCUGCGUCGUUACACCUGCCAAAAUAAUUCCUGCCCAAUCGUAUCAAAUAUCAAUUAAAUUAGUAUCACUAUUUGGUAUUUUUUUGGUAUAAAAAUCGUUGAA
This is a messenger RNA of Contarinia nasturtii (swede midge), 2822 nucleotides long. RefSeq lists its product as uncharacterized. The transcript has 2 exons. The coding region runs from base 53 to 1849 and encodes 598 amino acids. The record is from RefSeq and is a predicted model, not a curated record. Lineage: Eukaryota; Metazoa; Arthropoda; Insecta; Diptera; Cecidomyiidae.